Messenger RNA from Pseudogymnoascus verrucosus, 755 nucleotides. RefSeq lists its product as uncharacterized. The record is from RefSeq and is a predicted model, not a curated record. The coding region runs from base 75 to 755 and encodes 226 amino acids. Lineage: Eukaryota; Fungi; Ascomycota; Leotiomycetes; Thelebolales; Thelebolaceae. The transcript is spliced from 2 exons.
CUCAGCUUUUCAUUGCCUAGCUUUCCUAACUUUCAAUUACUUCGCCACUCGUUUUCACAUUAUACGCUAUCAAAAUGCACUCAUUCACCACCGUCCUGAUCACCGCCUCGGCCCUCCUAGCGACAGUUUCCAGUUCUCCCCUCCAACUCCGCAGCACCUGCGGUGGCGCACCAACCGGCAAUGGCAGCCAACAACCCCUUUCCCAACCAAGCGGUAUCACCACCGCCAAAGCAUGCCAGGCUAAUUGCACAGCUAAUGCAUCUUGCCAAUCCUUCGUCUUCGGCAUGGUGAACAAUGCAGUCAAAUGCAUCCUCUACUCCGUCCCAGCGGCUUCAGCCCCUAAGCAAUCAAGCAGCAAUCUCAUCGCCUACGAUAAGUCAUGCGGCUCCGUCCCAGCAGUCGUUCCCACGGCAUCCAACCCAACAGGCGCUAAAACAGGUGGGAAACUCGCCAUUCGAGCAACCUGUGGCUCUGCACCAACUGGCCCUACCGGAAACGCCAAACCCCUUUCUCAACCAAGCGACAUCACCACCGCCAAAGCAUGCCAGGCCAAAUGCACCGCUAAUGCAUCUUGCCAGUCCGUCGUCUUCGGCAUGAAUAUCAGUGACGAGUAUAUUAUGAUUAGGUUUGAAUUCGGCACUCCAUCACCGAACGGCAGCCCCACCUGCCGUCUGUUCUCCGUCGCGGCCGCCUCCGUGCCUACAUCAACGAGCGGGCAGAGUUUUGUUGUCUAUGAUGUGGGAUGCUCUAUCUAG